Truncatella angustata is the source of this 496-nucleotide messenger RNA. RefSeq lists its product as uncharacterized. The record is from RefSeq and is a predicted model, not a curated record. The transcript has a single exon. Lineage: Eukaryota; Fungi; Ascomycota; Sordariomycetes; Amphisphaeriales; Sporocadaceae. The coding region runs from base 136 to 438 and encodes 100 amino acids.
GUGAGCUGUUAAGAUAUCCCGGUUAUACAGCUUCGCCUGAUCUGCGCCACCAUAUGCAGUUUGUAAACUUAGUAUCGUUAAAGGAAUGUGAAUGAGAAGGGAUAUCACCUGCGGACAUGUCGACGGCGCAAGCUCAUGGUUUCCCUAUUACCGGCAUGCCCGAUCAUCGUAGUCAUGGCAAGUAUCCUACACCUUCUAAACGAGUUUAAUGUGAUAACAACGUUGAAACAGGACCUCUCGCCCAAAUGCUCGUUUUAUCGACUUCAUUGCCAACAAUGCGAAGCGCCCACUGAACCCACAUAUCAGAAUGGUCUGGCCAGAAUAUUUGACGCCAUGUUAUCCUGUGUUUUCGCAUUCGUGGUUGCUAAAGUAACAAGCCGGGUUUACGGUUUGUGCAACUCAAAACUCGAGAGGAACUUGGUCGAGCGAGCGACAUAAAAAAAAGUUGAACAUGACCACAACUCUCUCAUAGAACUACCACCUUUGACCGUGCACA